AUGGCUCUUCUCUUGCACGGUCUUGGCUCGGACAUGGCUAAGCUUGUGUCCCGCGUGCCACGCAAGAGAUCCGUCGAGAAGCUGCUCGACGGCGCGCUGAAGCGCCACGAGAAGCUUGACGAGCGCGCCCGCGCGCGCGAGGAGACAGCAGCCAGCGCCCAUCGGCUGCUCGAGGAGCACUUGAACGGCGCCCCCGGCGCGGCAGCCCAGGUUGACAGAGGGGGGGUCCUCAUCGCCUUGCGCAAUGCGGCCAACAGGGGCCAUAUCGCCGUCUCCAGCGAGGACCUGGACCUCACCAUGGAGCUGAGCAGGGUCACCAACUUCGUGGACGCGGAGGCCGAAAUGCACAGCCGCGUCGUCGUCUACGAGGAGCAGUUCAAAGCCAGGGCGCUGGCCGAGGCUCGGGUGGCGGUCGCCUCCCACGAGGCCGCGCUCGCCGAGCACUUCGCCGAGGACCGGGCCCGCGCGCAGACCGAGGUCGGCAGGGCCUUUGCCGUCGCGCAGGCCCGCGAAGGACAGUUGGCGGCCGAAUCGAUGGCCAUCGCGACCCAGGGCGAGGUGCACUUCAAGGGGCAGGCUAGGGAUGGGCUUCGGCAGUACGAGGCGCCCCUGCUGCAGCAGAGCACCCAGGACCAGCAUGCGUCUAUGAGGAGGUCCGUGCACGAGCUCGAGUUCUACUUCGACGGCAUUUUCCGCCAGCGGGUGCACGAGAUGCAGGAGGAGUACCAGGACCACCACCGUGCCGCGACGGCCGAGAUGAAGGCCGAGGGCCAGUCGGAACUCUUGAGGGCUGAGGCGCACAUCGGCGCCGCGCAUCACAGGACACAGGCGGAACUCCGCCUCGAAAUCGCGGAGAUCGCCUCUUUGCGAGCGCGCGCGGAGGCAGGCGAACGCGACUCUUAUCGAGCAGCUCGCUACGCAUCACGCCGCCACGAGUUGCGUGAAGAGCAGCUUGAGGCCGAGAUCGGUGCCGUGAGAGACACCAUCCAGACCGAGAUGGCCGACCAGGGCGCCCUGCGUCGCUGUGAACUCCGCGCGGCCGAAGAGGCAAUCGCCUCAACCAGGGCAGAGGCGGAGAACGAGACCGUCGCCGAGCUUCAGGAUGUCCAGUCCGAGCUGCAGCAGGUUGUCACGGAGGUCCCAGCUCAGCCUUCAUGGGGCGCGGUGCCCACAGUGACGCCGCACAUAACCCCCAUCGCCAUGCCGGCGGUCCCAGGCACGCAGCUGCGCAUGCGUCAGGCUGCGGCGGGGAUCCGGGCGCAGCCAGUCCAGCAGACCCGCUCGAUUGACGGCGCGAGCUCCGAUGAGUCGUCGGGCGAGGAGUUCGCCCGGAAGCGCACGAAGGUGACGCAGAUCGACCUCGGUUCGCCUCCAGCUCCAACUGGUUUCAGGACAUGGCUGAACGAGGCGUACACGGCAUGCACUACUGCAUUAAGCCGACCUCAGAGGCGUACCAUCCGAUACCUCAAGUACGCCGAGGAAUUCUACCAGCCAGACAUCAUGCCGCUGCUGGAGGCCCCGAGGAAAUGGAAGGCCUUUGACGAGGAGCUCUUCGCGGCGGUGUUGCGCUACGCGUCUGGUGAGCUCAAGCGUUCCUUGUUGACCUACCGGGGGCAGUGCUAUCGGAGUGGGCGUGAGCCAUCUGGGAGGUACGUGUUCUACUGCGCACUCCAGAAGUUCACCCUCGAGCGCGGCGCCGCGACCCAGGUCGACAUCUCGAAGCUUAUGGCGCACGAGUACAAGGGCGACCUCAGCCUCUACUUGGAUGGGUUGGACGCGAUUCUCACGCAGUUGAAGGGCCCGCCUGAGGAGACGUUCCUGCGCGCUUGCGUGGAGCCGCAGCUGCGGAAGUGCAAGCAGUUGGAGCUCGAUUUCAAGCUCUAUGACAGGGCGCCCGACGGCGCUGCGGAGAAGACCGCGCAGUGGCUAUAUGACGUGCGGCUUCUCGACGAGGCCGAGCGGACCGAGCACGAGCUCGAGGCGGACACCAUUGCCGACGAGUCGAGCUUCGCCGUCAAGACCGUCGAGCCGAAGGACGAGGAGCAGGAGUAUCGCAUGCCGUGCCACGACGUCAACUCGGCCGCGCACAACAGCAUGCACCUGCCUCGGCUCAAGGGCUGCCACAUUUGCGACGACAGCAAACACCUUCAUAGGUACAAGGUGCGGCGCAAGGAGCCCAUGAUUUACGUCACUGGCAAGGGCGCGAUCGACAAGCCCUUCGGGGCGAUGUGCCACUUGGACUGGCUGGAGAUCCGCAGGGGCACCCCAGCCUACAAGACCGCACAGCGCACCCUCAUGCUCACCGACGACUUGACGCAGUUCAUGGGCGCGGGACCUUCGAACUCGAAGGAAGCCAGGGUGGUGGUGGAGCUGAUUCAUCGUUUCGACGAGCUGCCGCCGUUGAUUCGCAGGUGGUGGUCCGACCGCGCAGCCGAGUUCUUGGCGGCCGCCCGGAUCAUCAGGGCCCAGCGGCCUCUUGCCCACUUCGCUUCAGUGCCGUAUAGGCACGCUCCGAGGGCCGAGCGAUCUAAUCGCACCGCUUCCGAGGGGACUCGUGCGGCGCUCAUCCAGUCUGGCUUCGAUGAGGCUUGGUGGCCCAUGGCACUGCUGUUCUGGAUCUCCCAGUGGAGCGGCUUCAUGGUCGGGGCCGACGGCAUGGCCCCCUACUUCCGACGGCGCAACCAGAAGGCUCCCUACAUGCAGUACGCGUUUGGGGCGCUGGUGCUCUUCCACCCUGUCCGCCCGGUGAAGGAGCAGAGUGCGGAGCCGCUGCGCGACAAGCUGCAGUCGCGCUUGGUCCCGGCGGUCCUGUUGGAAGUCACGAUUGGUCCAGGGGGGAGGUGGGCCUCGAGCUACGGCGCGAUCCCUCUCUCCAGGUUCACCUCCGAUCGUCGGCCGGCCAAGGCUGCGAUCAGGAGGACGUGCGACGUCGUCUUCCCAGAGGACGUGACCUUCCCGCUCAAGCAGCGCCUCGCGAUGCACGGAGCGACGGUCGACAAGUCGUUGCCGGCGCCGCAGGCGAAGGAGGAUGAGGAAGGGAACUGGGCCAUGAUGGAGGAGGAGGGGGAGGUUGACGUCGAUGCGGAGUACUUCGAUGGGAAGUGGAAGGAGAAUGCCGCCAAGUUCGAAGCGUCGGUCCCGCUUGGACACGUGCUGGCGCUGGAGCAGGAGGUGGACGACGAGGGCGAGACGAAGCCCGACACAGACGAGUUCAUGGUCGAGUUCCCGUCCGUCGACGCCGACCGCCGGGACGCGGAGCAGGCAGCGGAGGACAUCAAGCCAGAUAUCACCGCCAUCGAGGGGGGCAAAGCGCCGCCUGGCUGGAGGGUGGAUCAUUUCGGCAGGGGCGACAGAGUACGAGGUGAGACGAUCUACGUCAAGGCGAAAGGGAAAGGGAUCAUCCACCCAACUGCGCCCAUGGUUGCGGUGGCCCGACAGCCAGUCGAUGGGGCCCCCGACGGCGCAUCAGAGCUGCAGCCAGAGACGGGCGCGAGAGGUGGUGGAUGCUCCCAGGACUACAUGCACGAGCACCGAGUACCUGCACAGAGUGUGGGCGGCAACUCUGCCGAGAGCCUUGUGCAGCAGGUGCGCAACAUGGUCAUGACGGGCGACUGCAUGUUCCUGUUGAUAGAGUUGGGAUGCGCGGACGACAGCGAGCUAGCUGCGAACGUCCGCGAGCACUGCCUUGCCGUUAGGAUCACUGCCAAGGUGGACCUCACCAAGAAGAGCACCAAGAAAUUGCUGCACGCAUUGAUCAGGUUUUGUGCCCUUUUCGCUGUGGAAGUGCACAUUUGGGUAUCAAUUCCUUGCACCCGCGGGGAAGUUACAGUGGACGUCGACCUCACGAAUUCGUUGAUAGCCGCGGCCGUUUCGCUGUGCGAGCACGCCGCCAGAAGCCAGAACACGCUCAGUUGGGAGUGGCUGGAGUGCAGCGAGCUGUGGGAGAACGAGGCCGUGAAUGGCAUGUUAUCCCGCCAGGGCGCGGUGAGCGUCCUCGUGGCGUCGGCUGCGGUAGGCAUGUCUAUCACCCUCAAGGGCCGGGACGUGUACGUCGACAUGAAGUGGAAGAUCGCGACGACGCACCCGGGCGUGCCCAUUGAGCUGGAGAGCCACGCCGAGAUCCCAGAUCACAUCCCGAAGUCUGCCUUCGUGGAGUGCCAGGGUCGAUUCGCAGCCGCCAGCGCGCUGUACACGAAGGAGAUGGCGAUGCUCAUCUGGCAGGAGGCCAAGACCGAUAGGGCGAAGCAGGCCAUCGACGCGGAGCUUUCUGGACACGAUCGACGCGGCACUUGGGAUAAGAGCCGGGUCCGGAGCCUCCGAGAUUGGAUGAGCGAUGCCUCAUUCAAGGACGUCGUCGUCGGCAGGGUCUUCGUCAUCUUAGGAUGCAAGAACUCCGAGAUGUCUGAGGACCAGUGGAAAUACCGUGCACGCGCAGUGUUCCAAGGGAACAACGUAUGGACGCGGACUGGCAGGAGCGCCUACGAGAUCUUCGAGGAUGUGUCGAAUUCCCCCGCCAGCCUCAUAGCGGCGCGUUGCGCCUUCGCGGUCUCGCUGAUGAAGCAGAUGACUUGCACGUACCGCGACGCAUUCCAAGCGUACCUGCAGGCGACGAUGGACACAGGCACGGACCCUGGCGUGAUCAACCUCGUGGAGCUUCCGCGCGAAUGGUGGCCCAAGGAGUGGUUCUACGACGAGGCCUGCACCCGGCCGCGAUACCAACGCCCAGCUGUUCCUCUAGUCUACGCGCUCCCGGGCCAUUCCAAAUCUGGGAACAUAUGGGAGACGCACGCCGACACGGUAUUCGUCAUCAAGCUCACCGGCUGGAAGAAGGUCGAGGGGUGGCACAGCGUGUGGGUGCACUGCGACGGGAGCACCAUGGUGAUCUACGUGGGCGACUUCAUGUUGGCGGCGACGGCAGCGAACGCCAGGAAGCACUGGGAGGAGCUCGGCCGGCGCAUCGUCUUUCAGGAGCAGUGCGCCGACGUCUUCCGGCACGUGGGGGCGAUCUACAACUUCGACAAGGUGGACUACCAGCGCCCGCUGCAGCCCAGGACGAUGGUUACGAAUAUGAGCAGCUAUCUUCUCAAUGUGGUCAAGAAGUUCACUGGCGAGUACACGGGGGCCCUGAGGAAGGCGACGACUCCAUUCCCUCCAGAGACCGAAUCCUGGGCGCCAGCGGACGACGAGCCAGGAGUUUUCCAGACUUCUGCUGCUUCGUUCGUCGCUUCUGGACUUUAUGCUAGUCUGGUCAGCCGCCCGGACCUCAGUGUUGCCAUCCAGCGUCUUUGCUCGCGUGUGACAAAAUGGUCUGUGACAGAUGACGUGUCCCUCAUCAGACUCAUGGCUUACAUGCAGGAGCAUCACGACCUGGAGUUGUGCGGCACUUUCGGGCCGAGCGACCUGGGCGACUUGGAGAUAGGGCUCUGGCCAGACGCAGAUUGGAAUGGCGAUGCCAAUGCAACGAGGCGAUCGCUGAAAAUAAGAAGGGCUACAGCAAACGCCUUCGUUGCUUGUCUCGAACACAUCGUUGUUCGAUCGGUCGGGGCCAUGAACGAGAUCUACGAGGGCCCCGAGGCAGCCCUGGACGUGGUGUACGCUCCGACGGCGCCUCACAAGGGCGAUUUCUUCACCAGAGCCUUGAACCCGACCCCGUUCCAUCAG
Messenger RNA from Prorocentrum cordatum, 5661 nucleotides. NCBI's taxonomy places the organism in Eukaryota, Dinophyceae, Prorocentrales, Prorocentraceae. The record is from the annotation of a GenBank genome assembly.